UUGUAGCCGACUCUGUUUCUCUAUCAACCAAAUAGCCGAUGUGGGUGGCCGCCACCACCCACUAAAUCGGCCACUAGUAAAGCUGCUGUAGUAGCUCCAGCUGCCCCAAAGACGUCAUGCACCAACCAAGCUUCCCAUCUGCCGUCUUUGGAGGCAGUGCCCACGGAAAAAACUUGACAUCUACACCACUCAUAGACAAUCGCCUUCCAUACACGAAAGCCGUCAAUUAAUAGCCUUGACUGUUCGAAAACAUAUCAAGCAUCGGUACCGAAAUGUCUGCCGCUACCGAACAACAACCAGCCGCUCCUGCCGAUCAAGCCAAGGGCGGCUUCUGGGAUGAGAUGGCAUCGCUCAAGACUCCAGCUUACAAGGAUAUCCAACCCAUUCCCAAGAUUGGUGCUGCUGCUCCCAAAUCGGAGAAAAUCCCUCUGGACGAUGGAAAACCUACCAUCGUAGUUUUCCUUCGCCACUGCGGAUGUCCAUUCGCUGAAAAGGCAUUCAAACAGCUCACCGCGGUAUCCGACAAGCACAAGGAUGUCCACUGCUAUGCUGUGUCCCAUUCAAGCACCGACCACACUGAGAAAUGGGUUCCUCAAGUUGGCGGCAACUGGGCCGUUGAUGUCAUUGUCGAUGUGGAGCGCGAUCUCUACGCACAGUGGGGGUUGGGAGUAGCCAGUGUCUGGCACGUUUUCAACCCGUGGGUAAUUAGCUCGCUGCUCAAGAUGGGCAAGGAAGAGGGUAUUUAUAACAAGCCCACCGAGAGCGGCAACCGUUGGCAGACUAGUGGUAUCUUCGCUGUGGAUGCCAAGGGUGUAGUGCAACUUGCUCAUAUCUCCAAGGCAGCCGACGACAUUGGAGACAUCACUGCUGCAUUAAAGGCCGUGGGCAUUGAGGCGUAAGAGUAAUUAUUCGAGUGGGAAGGGCCUUGAUGCAUGGGAAUACCCAAAUUGACAGCGAAUUAUUGAGAUGGGAAUUGGGAUUAUGAUUUUUACAGCUAGUACGAGAUAUCUAAACAGUAUGAUUCAAAUGUGAACUCGCCUAUGAUUCAUUUUUAUUAUUUAUUUUUAGCCUUAUUGGGCUUCCAAUACGGCUCUACCAGGUUAUUUUGCAGCGUCUAUGUGUACUUAGCAUAUAUAGCUCUUCCGCGCAGUGUGUUACAUAUUACAGGACAGCGAUUAAAAUUUAUGAGAAAUUUCAUCUUAAUUCACAGCCACACUGCCCCUUCGACUGGAUCCAAAUUCCAUUUCUAAUAUGCCGCUUGUC
Molecule: messenger RNA, 1263 nt
Organism: [Torrubiella] hemipterigena
Lineage: Eukaryota; Fungi; Ascomycota; Sordariomycetes; Hypocreales; Clavicipitaceae
Source: the annotation of a GenBank genome assembly